Molecule: messenger RNA, 852 nt
Organism: Lutzomyia longipalpis
Lineage: Eukaryota; Metazoa; Arthropoda; Insecta; Diptera; Psychodidae
Product: UPF0193 protein EVG1 homolog
Exons: 3
Coding region: 79-813 (244 amino acids)
Source: RefSeq, a predicted model, not a curated record
GAAUAAACAUUAUUUUACUACGGAAUUCCCGGUAAAUUUUAAUCUAAAAUUAGUUUUUUAUAAUAAAGUAUCAUAAAGAUGGAGUGGCCGAGUAAGAGGAUUCCUCCCGGUGGGGUUUUUCAUCCACCAAAGGUGAAAAAUUACAGCAAGGAAACGCAGAAUUUAAUUAAAGUUUUAAUGGAUGAGGCAAAAUUAACAAUGCUCCAACGAAAGAACAUCAACACCUACCUCAGAACUGGAGAACCUCUGCCCGUGCCCAAGGAAGAACAGAGACCCAUAAGUAUUUUUGGGGAUCCAGAUCAGGAUGCAAAGGCAAUUAUUGAGCGAGCCCGGUGUGCACGAAAACGAUCGUUGGAAAUUAUAAAAGCAAGUGGGGCAUUUGAGAAGUCUCGCUAUAUUCCCAAGUAUCCGUGGAAAGUACCCUCAGAGACGGCAAAGCGUCGCCUACAGGAAGUCAUGAGUGGCUUAAAGUACUUCCCGGAGCCGGAUGCUCAAGCCUACAAGUACCGGCAUCGCAGGAAAUCACCCGAGAUUGAGGAGAGAGAUCAAAUUUGUGAACUUUUGUGCGAAAUCCACGAGAGAGCUGAGUGGUUGGCGGAAAUGGAGGCACUAGGAGAGGGGAAGAAGCAUCGUGAUGUGAUUCACAAUCAAAUAGCUGAGAAAUUGCGCCAAAUAAAAAUCCUCGAGAGGCGAAAUCACAAGAGAGAACUUGAGGAGCAUCUUGAGAAUCAAUUGAAGCAGCUAUCUGUGAAAUCAACGCAAGAUACCACGAAUACAAAUUCAGAGAAUAUCUCUCCCUCGCAUCACAAUUGAGGAGGAUUAGAAAUUAUAUACUUCCGGUUAUGGCGGGUA